UGUGCAGUGAAGGGUGAAAGGCACGGUAUUAUGAUAAUAGUUGAUAUAAAUGUUGGCCUGACAAUAUUUUACUCAUUAUAGCUGAUUGAAUUACAGCAUAAACAGGAGAUAUUAGAGUGUAACGUAGAUCAAUACCGAGAGAAACACUAACGGAAGCCUCCUGUAUACAGGCCCGCAGACACUUAGUAAGGAACAAGAGAACCUCGGACCGGAAGCUGUUUAAGAGAGAGAACUAUAGUGUAUUAUACCAGUAAAUAAGAAACCGUUAUAGGAAGACAGGAUUCUCCCUUAUAUCGAACAGCAGCACGAGGAGCACCAGACGGAGCGCGAGAGGCAGCGGGCUGCAACGGUGACAACCCAGCAGUAGCAGCAUCAGUAGCAGUUGCUAUCUCUCUGGAUGAGGAACGUCACACAAACUCUUGGAUGAACUGAGAAUUACACUUCACAAGCAAUGGAAUCGGGCACCUGGAAUUUAAUAUUUCAUCUCGGCGUUCUGUUUGGAAUUUUAACCUUUCUGGCCAGCCUCACAGAAGCUCAGCUUUGCACUCGCUCAGCACGUGUGGAGGCCGGGAAGAAUGUCCAGCGAGUGCCUAUGAUACGGAGAAUCCCAGCUCAGUGCUCCAACUGGGACAGGUCAUGGGUGUGGCUCACCAAGAUAGACUGCGGAACCAAAUAUGUAACGGAGUUUGUCAAUUUUCCCAGCCGAGAUCCGACCUACAGAACGGAGUAUGUGUGUUGUCCUAAUGAUGCUGAGUGUAAACACGCGGCCGCCCGGAACAAUGGUCUGAAUGAGUCAGACGAGCGAUUCCUCGCCAUCACCUUCGGAUCAGCCACUGCAGUCCUCAUCAUCAUAGGCCUUGUCUUCAUCAUCAGCUUCUGUCACAAACGGAGAAACAGUUUUAUAUUCUGGAGUCGGAACCAGGAUGCCUAUGAAGCGACCAAUGGUGUUGAGCAGACUGGCUGUAACAUAGACAGUGCGGGUCAGAACGACUACGUCAGUGACGACCUUAAACUCGUGGAGUCAGAAUACGAGGAGAUCUGUGAUGUUAACCAAGACUGGAAAAAAGAGAAACUUCCCAUAUUUGACAAAGUUUGUGAUCCAGUGGAAAAUGGCUCCACAUUUGUUGGGGAAAAUUCCCUCCCACAUACAAAUGGCGUUCUUCCUGCCAAAGUAGGUUCUGACAGUGACCAGUCUAAACCAAUCUGUUGUACAGAGCCGGUCCAGUCUAUGGACGGUAACCUCAUCAUGGCCGACCGACUGCUGUCCCAGUCCAAUAACGGUGCGGACACGCAGGAAAUGGAUCUACUUCACCUUACAGACUUCAGUGAUAUCAAAACUCCUAAUGAUUCUCAAUCUACUGAUGUCGUGCCAUCAGAAACUGUCAAAGACUCCAAUAUAGCUAGUAGCCAUUUUAUCGUAGAUGAUGCCAUGGAAGUUGUAAAUGCACCCAUAGUGCAGCCAAGUUGUCCACCGCUACCGGAGGAGGCGGGUCAGUGUGAACCGUCGGGUCCAGACCAGUAUGUAAAUGUUUCAGGUGAAAAUAGAGACACUUUAACAGAAAAUUAUACAAAUUUGAGCAAGGUUGAAAGUUCUCAUCCCUACGAACACCUUGACCCUAAUACACGAGAAGACCCCUCGUCCAGCCAAACCUACGAGGCCUUAAUUCCAGCCAUUUCUCCGGACAAUCGUCUGUCCACUGACCAUACAGACAGUUGAUGUGAUCUAUAUUAUACUGUUCUAGGUUAAAAUCAAAUAUGUGUCUCAACGUCUUGAUACCUAAAUAAGAGGUAGUGUCCAUUUAGUGGGAAUUCCAAACCUCUCCGUCUACAGGGACCACAGCGGGAACAGCCUUAAUGGAGUUCACCUCAUCUGUAUCCAACACUAAAAACUGGUCAGGUGACUCUGUCUACGAAAAAGGAAAGAAGAAAAUAUCAACAUCAAAAUAAACCAAAUGUUUUGUAAUGCUUGCCAGUGUAACUCAAGGUAUGGCAGUAACCACAACACAUAUUUACGUACAAUACUUCAACCGUGGUUUGUUACGGGACGUUACUUGUAACAUUAUUUGUGUUAUGUAAUAAUGGUCAUGGUAACUAUGGUAACUAUGGUAACUAUGGUAACCACUGUAACUCUGGUCACAGUUAGUCAUACAAGCAUCUCUAAUAUAACCAUGGUUAUCAUGGUAAAUAUUACUUUGAUGGCCGUUACUGUGACAACAGUUACUAUGGUAACUAUAACUAUGCUUAGUGCUUUCGUAGCGAUCGUUACUAUGGUAACUAGUAUCAUGGUUACCGUUGCUAUGACCAUGAUUACUAUGGUUACUAUUAUUAUGUUAUGAUUAUCGCUACUAUGGCGAUGGUUACUGUGGAUUAUAUUACUAUAAUUAUCGUUGCUAUGACUAUUGUUACUUCAUGGUAACUGUCAUAGUAAACUUUAUUUACGAUAUAUCAUAUUUACUUUAAAAGUCUUUUGAUAUUUUCAACAGUGAUAUUAAUAUCACAAACAUACCUACUUCUAUACUUCUGAUGAUGAUUGUUAAAUGUAUGAUUUCUCAAUGGAGACUAAAAUUGAUCCAUUUAUGAAUUUGUUAAACAAAUGCCGUAAUUUUCUCGGACAUAUGAUGCCAUAUAAUGGUAACUAAGACAAGUUAUUAAACCGAUGUAGUUAACACGAGACACUUGGUGACUGACGGGUACGAUGUAUUUAACACGAGACACUUGGUGACUGACGGGUACGAUGUAUUUAACACGAGACACUUGGUGACUGACGGGUACGAUGUAGUUAACACGAGACACUUGGUGACUGACGGGUACGAUGUAGUUAACACGAGACACUUGGUGACUGACGGGUACGAUGUAUUUAACACGAGACACUUGGUGACUGACGGGUAUGAUGUAGUUAACACGAGACACUUAGUGACUGACGGGUAUGAUGUAGUUAACACGAGACACUUGGUGACUGACAGGUACGAUGUAUUUAACACGAGACACUUGGUAACUGACGGAUACGAUGUAGUUAACACGAGACACUUGGUGACUGACGGGUACGAUGUAUUUAACACGAGACACUUGGUGACUGACGGGUACGAUGUAGUUAACACGAGACACUUGGUGACUGACGGGUAUGAUGUAGUUAACACGAGACACUUGGUGACUGACGGGUACGAUGUAGUUAACAUGAGACACUUGGUGACUGACGGGUACGAUGUAUUUAACACGAGACACUUGGUGACUGACGGGUAUGAUGUAUUUAACACGAGACACUUGGUGACUGACGGGUACGAUGUAGUUAACACGAGACACUUGGUGACUGACGGGUACGAUGUAUUUAACACGAGACACUUGGUGACUGACGGGUACGAUGUAUUUAACACGAGACACUUGGUGACUGACGGGUACGAUGUAUUUAACACGAGACACUUGGUGACUGACGGUUAUGAUGUAUUUAACACGAGACACUUGGUGACUGACGGGUACGAUGUAUUUAACACGAGACACUUGGUGACUGACGGUUAUGAUGUAGUUAACAUGAGACACUUGGUGACUGACGGGUACGAUGUAUUUAACACGAGACACUUGGUGACUGACGGGUACGAUGUAGUUAACAUGAGACACUUGGUGACUGACGGGUAUGAUGUAGUUAACACGAGACACUUGGUGACUGACGGGUACGAUGUAGUUAACACGAGACACUUGGUGACUGACGGGUAUGAUGUAGUUAACACGAGACACUUGGUGACUGACGGGUACGAUGUAUUUAACACGAGACACUUGGUGACUGACGGGUAUGAUGUAGUUAACAUGAGACACUUGGUGACUGACGGGUAUGAUGUAUUUAACACGAGACACUUGGUGACUGACGGGUACGAUGUAGUUAACACGAGACACUUGGUGACUGACGGGUACGAUGUAUUUAACACGAGACACUUGGUGACUGACGGGUACGAUGUAGUUAACACGAGACACUUGGUGACUGACGGGUAUGAUGUAGUUAACACGAGACACUUGGUGACUGACGGAUAUCAGAUGUGUGUUAUGUAUAAAAUUGCUUUCAUGACUCGUUUAUUCUUCUCUUCUUUGAGUUCAAGUCCUUAUCAUAAGAACAUUUAGAAGCUCUAUUUGUGCUGUUUAUAAUGUUCUGUUUUAUUGUGUUUUGUUGUUCAUAUUUUCUAAACAUUAACACAUAUUUACUAUAUAUUUUUCAUCUUUUCUUGUAUUUUUAAAUUUAUUUAUUUUUUAUUCUAAAGCUUAACACAAAUUUCGUUGCCAAAAUGGUGUUUAUCUUAAAUGAUUCUGUAAAAUAUACCCGUUGAUUAUCUGUGAGUAGUGGACAUUAGUGUAUUUAACAUUGAUCUAGUGUUAAAUGUGAUUCCAUCGAGCUGUGUAUAUAUACGUGAGGCAAUGGAAGGGGACCUGAUCGUAAUAUUUGAACGAAUGUACUGCAUUGAAUUCUGAUUGGUUGAAUGAAUGGUUGUGGAUGAUAUACAGAAUUUUGAUUGGUUGAAUGAAUGGUUCUUGAUGAUAUACAGAAUUUUGAUUGGUUGAAUGAAUGGUUGUGGAUGAUACAGAAUUUUGAUUGGUUGAAUGAAUGGCUGUGGAUUAAUGAAGCACUGUAUGUAGCUUUACAAUUCUCUUUCAAUAAUUGUUACCGACUCUUACCUAACUUGUUCUAUACAUUGCUCAAUAUAGUCUCUCGGUGUUUGGUCGUGGUGUUCGAGUGUGAUAUGAUUACGUCAUUAUGUAUAACAGCGCACGUGUUUUACACUUACAUAUUUAUCAGAAUAUCCCGAUCAAGUCGUCUUCAUUUAUAAGAAACACUCUCUGAUACUGUUACAUCACUCGGACGAUGUUGAGUUGGAAUAGAGACACGAGAUGGUUAGAAGAUUUGUGUAUGUCCACGUGUUUAUCACGCGCCAUACAUAAACUAAUAAGGUCGUGUUUUACUCUUCUGUUUUUGCUCCAUAAACACACCAAGAAUGUUUACCAAUAGGAGAAAAACGUAUAAUUUCAGUUUCUGUGAAUUUUUAAAACAGCGAUUUUUAUUUUAAUGAAAACUUCACUGGGUCACGUAUCAUUACAGUGUAAGUGUACACGGAAGUUUGACCUGGUCAUAUUAUCUACAUUCUCAUUCAUUUUAAAUUCUUGUCAUGUUUGAAGAGGAGCACUUGCAAAUAAAUUGUUCAACUUUUACGCUA
Molecule: messenger RNA, 5192 nt
Organism: Pecten maximus
Lineage: Eukaryota; Metazoa; Mollusca; Bivalvia; Pectinida; Pectinidae
Exons: 7
Coding region: 452-1717 (421 amino acids)
Source: RefSeq, a predicted model, not a curated record